AUGGAGUCGCUCGGGGCUGAAGAAACUGAACCCUUCGAGAAGCAUGCGCAAGAUGUAGAACGAUUCACUCCGCUCACCUAUCAGAUUCCAAUCCACGUCUACCGAAAUGCCAUCAUAGCUUCACCUACCACGAUGGGCGCUUACUGGAGCUACAAGCUCUACAGGAAUGCCGAGGGUAAACCGCCGACGGUCUUUUACUGCAUCAACUACGAGCAAGCGGAAAGCCGAGCUCGCAUGUUCCUCGACGAGCCUGUCGUCGGCUUCGACAUCGAAUGGGAGUCUUGGGCGAGCGUGACGAAAGCCGGCAUCAAGCAGAAUGUCUCACUCAUUCAGAUUGCGGCAGAGCACAAAAUCUGCCUUUUCCACGUCGCCGUCUUUCAAGGCGACACUGUGGAUAAGCUGAUGCCACCCUCCCUUCGCCAGAUCCUCGAGUCUCGUGCGGUGGUCAAAGCGGGCGUCAACAUCGCAGGCGAUGCCAAACGGCUUCGCGAGUGUCUGGACGUUGAGAUGCAAGGCCUGUUCGAGCUCAGCCAUCUCUACCGCCUCGUGACAUUCAGCGAAACAAGUCCGGAAUUGGUGAACCGGAAACUAUGGAAGCUGGCGGAUCAAGUGCACAAGACCCUCGGCUUGCCGCUCAAAAAGGACGAUGUCAGGACCAGUGCGUGGUCUCGGAGGUUGCAGCUUGAGCAGACGGAGUAUGCUGCUUCCGAUGCGUACGCUGGCUUUCGUCUUUAUCAUGCGCUAGAGGCGAAGCGGAAGAAGAUGCAGCCCAUGCCUACAAGGCCGGCGUUCUACGAAGACCAGAAGCCUAUUAUGCUGGGAGACGGAACGGUCGCUGUUCCUCGCCCUCAGCCUUCUAAGAGAAAAAUCGAGGUGCGCGACGAGGUCGAGAAGGUUGAAGAAGACAUUGAUGAGGAGGAGCAUGAGGAGUCUUUUGAGGAGCUGGAGGAAGCCCUCGACCUCGAUUCGUCUCAAAGCUCUGCUCUCUCGAACGCCGAGUUCCAAGUCGAUGUCAAAAAGCCUCGAGCAGACACGAAGGGCCACCCACCAGCUUCCGCAGAAGUCGCGCUAGCCGAUGCAUGGGUGAGCAACUUCCGCCAGGACUUGCCCGUUGAGUAUCAUCUCAAAGCAAACCCGGCGAGUCUCCGCGCCUGGCACCUGUGGCACCACCAGAGCCUCAACUGCGCACAAGUGGCCAAUCUAUUGCGCGAGCCACCCCUGAUGCCGCAGACGGUCGCCAGUUACGUUCUGGAGGCCUUGAAGCUAGAGGAUCUCCCUUUUGACGCCGCGAGGGUGCAGGAGGUGGUGGAGAUUCUGCCAAAGAGUGUGAGAUGGAGGUAUCAGAAGGUUUGGGAUCGGAUGGAAGCUCGGGGGUGA
Messenger RNA from Neohortaea acidophila, 1377 nucleotides. Its product is annotated as ribonuclease H-like domain-containing protein. The transcript has 2 exons. The record is from RefSeq and is a predicted model, not a curated record. Gene Ontology annotation, cellular component: cytoplasm; nucleus. Bases 1 to 1377 code for a protein of 458 amino acids. Gene Ontology annotation, biological process: nucleobase-containing compound metabolic process. Lineage: Eukaryota; Fungi; Ascomycota; Dothideomycetes; Mycosphaerellales; Teratosphaeriaceae. Gene Ontology annotation, molecular function: nucleic acid binding; 3'-5' exonuclease activity.